AUGGCACCAACUAACAAAGCUGACCCCAGCGAGAUUGACCCCUGCAACUGGACACUUGUGAUCCACACCUGCCUCCCGAUGUCCGAGAUGAGCAGGAUUGGUGUACGGUACACCAACAGGUACAAUGGGAUAACGUAUAGGGGCUUGGGGAGGGGGGAACACGGGCUUGUGGGCACACAAAGGGGGGUCACACAAACAUGGAGCAAGCAUCCGGGACAUACAAUUGACUCCCUAUUUUUAUACCCUGGAUAAUAUCCAACACGGGGCUAGCGGACACAACCUUGGGGUGGGGAGUGUAGGGGGGAAGCGGGAAGGGAAUACAGCAGUCCCUCCGGGCAACCAUUAACCAGCCAAGAAAACCCUGAACUCAAACGCUGCGACACUUUAUUGCAGACGAGGACUUUAAUUUGGGUCACAUGUACUUAGACGCAACGACUCUGAACUGCGGAGAGGGAGAGGGGUGGAGGGGGUGGGGAGGCGGAGGGAAACAAUCUUGAUUAUUAAUGUUGUACAUAAAUGAACCCUGACGCAGCCUGACCCACACCCGGCAGAAGCACACUUGAAGCACUCUGGCCGAGCCCCAUUAUACCUUUUCAAUGACAUGGUACAUCGGGAUUGUUAGGGUAGGACAACAUACUGAUACCCGACAUGACCUAGGCCUCAUUGAUAGCUACCACAUAUAUACAUUCAGCUAGAUAAUGGAUUAGACACACGUAAGCCACAAACUAUCAUUUAUAUCUUCUUGUCUAUUCAUACACAAACGCCCAAAACAGCAACCACCCCAAUGGAACACAAGCAUUCAUGGUUUCACUCAUACACGUACCCCCCCCCUCCAUAGGGACCGACGGGAGCAAUAAAUGGAGUACACAAUGCUCGUAACACGUAACCUAUAAAUAGUUGCUAGAUCAGGAGACCAGAGGGAAGAUAUAGGAUGAGACAGGGGACCACAAAACAGGGCACUAUACCACUAUUGGAUCAAGGGAGACUAACACUCACUGACAUAAUGAGCCGAGGGGUUGGAUUGGGGCGAUUGGAGCUGGCAGAUGCUGGGUGGGAACCCACUGACUGGGGAGGGAAAUGGGGAAUGAUGGAAUCCACUGGAUAAAGGAAUGCUACUUUAGGUUCACUGUAUGAUAAAUAUGUUAAAUUGAUGUUAAUGCUUAUAUGCCUUUAGAUCGAAUGCGGGCUAUACACAAGAUGUUACUGUCCAUUCGGCUCUGACCUUGGGGGAUGCGGUGGAGCGGAGAGCCCCAUAUCUAUUUUUCAUACCUUACCUGGGUGGAGCUCGAGUCGCAUUCCCUAACACAUACACUCAUGCUAAAAGGUGUGUGGCUGAACGGCGGGGACCCUCGACACCUGGGCUGGUACCGGAGCGAGCCCCUACUGGCACCGGUUUCUGCGCGAGAACCCCCCCUCCUUUCCUAGAGGGGGUCUAGAUUCGGGAUACAACCGAAAUCUGUGAGGAUACCCACAAACAGGGUACACACCUCCUUUUAAACUCUACACGAAAGAGCUGGCCCCGCACCCAGGUAACCGGGCCCAGGACUCCCUACUCAUAGCAUCUGCUAUAACUCCCAUCUCCCUCUCUUUCCCUCCCCAUUACCCCUCCUCCCCCCUCUCCCAUCCCCUUCCUUACAUCCCUCCACGCAUCGGACUAACCAGUACCCCGGACAUGUGA
Pelobates cultripes (western spadefoot toad) is the source of this 1678-nucleotide messenger RNA. Lineage: Eukaryota; Metazoa; Chordata; Amphibia; Anura; Pelobatidae. The record is from the annotation of a GenBank genome assembly.